AUGAAUGCUGUUGGUCAUUCAUAUACGAUUAUGCUAACCAUUAGUAUGAAUGGAAAAUUAAUUGAUCCUAUUUUUAUAUGUUUACAGGAGCCCACAGGAAAACUCGGACCACGUGUCAAACAAUCAAUUUAUCAAGAACGUAAUAUUCAUGUUACAUACAGCAAGUUCGGAAAAUUAACUAAAACACAUAUUCAAUAUUGGGCUGAAAAUGGUUUAAGUCCAUCGGUUUCGAAAGAUUGUUUGCUACUGCUAGGUUGAUGGUCUGGUCAAACUGAUCCUACUAUUUUCGAUGAUAUUUUCGUUGAAAAUAUCAUCUGCAAGCAAAUAGAAAUUCGCCCAAGAACAACCGGUGAUAUUCAACGCUUAAAUCUUUAUUUUUUCCGAUAAUGGAAAUAUUUUAAACAAGAGAUUUAUGAUCGUAUAGUCAUCGAUAAAAUGGACAUUGCCACCUGUUCUAGAAAUUUCAUUUUAAAAAUGCAUUCUUUGAUACAUAACCAACUCACAGCUAAAAGAUGCUCAUCUUUAAUCAAAUAUGCGUGGUAUGACAGUGGCUACAUCUCAAAAGAUCCUGGUCAUUUUGAGAAUAUACACGACAUGUGUUUUUCUUUCGACGACGAUUUGUGUUCUAUGACAGUGUGCAAUGAUUUGUCUUUCAUUAGCUGUAGUCAUUGCCAUCGUAUUCCCUGCUUCAGCCACUUUCUUAUAGAUGAUCAUAAACAUUAAUAAAAAAGACUUCUUGUUUGUUGUGCAAUAAGUAACGCGUUAUUUCUAUUCAUAUGAAAAUUGAUAUAAGUUGUAAAACAAUCUCUAUGAAAAGGUGUUAUGUACACCUAAGACAUUCAGUUGAUGUUUUGUCUUCAAUUAUUCAUGGCAAAAUGAACAACGAAGAACAUUAAGUAAAACUAUUUGACACCUAUAAAACCGUAUAUGAGUCGGCUCUAACCAUCAUCAUCAUACAAGAAAAAAAUCUUUAAGAAAAAUAAUGAAGAAAGGUAGUCAAACGCACAAAUUUGUAUAGCAAAAUAUAUGUGUCAAAUUUUUGAAAACUUUUUUCCUAUAAUUUUUUACUAAGGCCGUAAGAGCACCUAAUUGUUUUACACCUGAGAUAGGUACACUCCACCUAACAAUAUCAUUUUCAUUGAAAUCCCCGGGACACACCCGGGAACUUCUCUUGUUAGCUGAAGAACAAUGAAGUUACUCAUGUCUAGGGCAUUAUUAGGCAUGCACCAAACCCAAACCGUUUGGGUUUGGUGAGUUUGGAUACUGAGUUUGGGUACGGCUUGGAUUUAAAUUCGAUGAUGGUCCAUGUAUUUAAGCUUUUGAUAUACGACUGUUGAUCAAACUCAAACUUGAACUCAUAACCAAAUCCAAACCCAAACCCAAAGCCAUAGUCAAACCUAUACCCAAACCCGAAUCCAAGGUUAAUUGUACUCCGUUUGAAUAGCCUAACCCAAUAUUAUAUUAUUAUUUGAUAUAUUAUAGAGUACUAUCUAUAAAACUGAGAAUGUGAUCAUUGAAUAUAAUUAUACAAUAUGUACAAUUUAAAAAUUUUAUUUUUUCAAGUGGUUAUCUUUGAACAAGGUUUUAUCGAAAUAUGACUUUUCCAAGAAAAACUCAGAAGCUCUGUGCUUUUACUUCAUGAGAAUUAAAAGAAUCCACAACAACACAAGAUAAUCAGUCAUUUAUAUGGUACAAAAAGGUGUGUUGUAAAAUGACAUACAGUUUGAAAGUUAAACGAAUCUCUAUUCAAAUAAAUCUGAUAUUAAUUAAAGAAUACUAAAAUGCAUUAUCCAAGUCAUAUUUGUUCAAGACAUAUCAAUGAGCAGAACUAAAUGAUGGUAAAGAGAACUAAGAUUAUUGAAAGUAGUGCAUCAAUAUGCUUUAUAAGUAAUUGACGAAUAGAUCGCAAAUGAAUCUAUAGAAAAGAUUCUCCACUUAAAUUACAAUUCAAUAAAAUAUUUAGACAUGAAGCUAUCUAUAUCCUAUUGGCAUAGUUUUUUAAGAAUAGCGUGACAGUUAAACAUAUACUGAUUGUAUAACUAUUACAUAUUUCUUCCUACAUUGCUCGGUAGAAAUGUUUUGUUUAGCACCUAUCAUCGGUUUUAAUAGUAAAAACGACGCAAGGUCGCAUUGACUAAUUUAGAUUAUUAUUACAUAAGAACAGUGAUGGUUCACUCAACACUUAUAUUCCCAGGUCGAUGAUUCCAGUCAACGGAUCCCACUGGAACCUACAGGAAUCGGCGUGUUUUCCGGCUGAUUCCCGCCGUUUUCCGUGCAAUUCCUGCCGGAACCAACCGCAAAAAAAACUGGAAAGGGGGGCAGUAUUCUGGCCGGAAAGUCACCGUACCAGGAACCGGUCAAUUACAAAACUUUUCCUGUCACUAGAAAACCUCGGAAAAUCCAUCGUAUCCACCAUGGAACACACCGGAAACAUACCGUAUCCAUCACGGAACGCACGGGAAACACAUCGUUCCCAUCACGGAAUACAUCAGAAAGACACCGUAUCCAGCACGGAACACUCCGGACACACCGUAUCCAUCAAGGAAUACACCGGAGACAUAUCAUAUCCAUAACGGAACAUAUCGGACACGCCCUAUACAUUACGGAACAACCCGGAAAUGUACCUGUUAUGAACUGAAGUGUUCCCCUUCAUUCAUAAGACGAAACGAACAGAAUAAGACACACUCCUUUCUAGUAUAGUGGUUAGUGCGUCUGCCCGGAAAGCAGGAGGUGCAUGGUUCGAUUCCAUGCGAAGGGAGAUUAUUCUUUUGUUUCGUUCUGUAGUCAUGCCAUCACGUUGCUGUCUCGGUGAUAACAGAAUAUAAUAAGAGGAGAAUAAAGAACUAAAGGCGUAACAGUACCAUAUCCAACCUGGAAUACACAGGAACCAUAACGUAUCCCGCACGGAAAACACCGUAUCCAUCAAGGAAUACACCGGAAACAUACCGUAUCCAUAUGAAGGGGAGAUCAUGCCCCAAGCAGAGUCACCCAGAGUAAGAGAAAUUCUCCUACGAAGACAGCGAACCUCCUAUUUUCCAGAACGAACCAUCGCACAUGGCGCACCACUAUUCAUCGUGGAAACCAUGAACCGAAAGUCGUCAUGGGCACGCAGGGAAAUCGUUCCCAGACCACUCCGAGCUAUGUUUUCUUUUCGAGAAUGAACCUUCACAAGCGGUGCACCCCUAUUUUCUCCGGAAAACCAUGUCUCAAAAGGAGUCACCGACAACCACGGCAAUCGUGCUCCCAGGACAUACAACUUUCCUUUUUCUCCCAAUGAAUCCCGACACAACGCCCAUCUCUAUUUAUCGUGCACACCAUGUCUCACAAGGAGUCACCCAGAGGUAGCAAAACAGUCUUCCGAGAACUCCGAACUUGAGCCUUUCAGAAUCAAUCCCACAAUGUGGUACACCCCUACCUUCACUGCUGACCAUACCUCCUAAAAUAUCAUCGAGAGAUAUGCAAAUAGUCCACCGAGGACCUCGAGGUUUGCUUUCCUUUUCGGAAUCACCCCUAGCACGUGGUGUCCACCUAUUUAACGUGGAGCCCAUGUCUGAGAAAGAGUCCUCGAAUGGUAGCAAAAUCGUCCUCCGACGUCUCGCAACUUUGUUUUUUUCCAAUGAACACCAGCAUAUGGUGCACCUGUACUUAUAGUGG
Rotaria sp. Silwood1 is the source of this 3654-nucleotide messenger RNA. Lineage: Eukaryota; Metazoa; Rotifera; Eurotatoria; Philodinida; Philodinidae. The record is from the annotation of a GenBank genome assembly.